Molecule: messenger RNA, 4619 nt
Organism: Miniopterus natalensis
Lineage: Eukaryota; Metazoa; Chordata; Mammalia; Chiroptera; Miniopteridae
Gene: ANO8
Product: anoctamin 8
Biological process (GO): chloride transmembrane transport
Cellular component (GO): plasma membrane
Molecular function (GO): chloride channel activity
Source: RefSeq, a predicted model, not a curated record
GCCUUUGUUUCCUCCUCUGGCGCGCUACGCGGCUGCACCGGCCCCAUGCGCUCGCGGACCCCCGGCGCCUCGGCCGCCCGCAGCCGCUGACCUGCCCUCCCCUGCCCUUGCCAUGGCCGAAGCUACCUCUGGAGCUGGGGGCACGUCCCUGGAGGGCGAGCGGGGCAAGAGGCCCCCGCCAGAGGGCGAGCCUGCAGCCCCGGCGUCCGGAGUUCUGGAUAAGCUUUUUGGGAAGCGGCUCUUGCAAGCGGGUCGAUACCUGGUGUCCCACAAGGCUUGGAUGAAGACUGUGCCCACGGAGAACUGCGACGUACUGAUGACCUUCCCAGAUACAACGGAUGACCACACGCUGCUAUGGCUGCUGAACCACAUCCGUGUGGGCAUCCCUGAGCUCAUAGUGCAAGUCCGCCACCACCGCCACACGCGUGCCUAUGCCUUCUUCGUCACCGCCACAUAUGAGAGCCUACUCCGAGGGGCCGACGAGCUGGGUCUGCGUAAAGCAGUGAAGGCUGAGUUUGGAGGGGGUACCCGCGGCUUCUCCUGCGAGGAGGACUUUAUCUAUGAGAACGUGGAGAGUGAGCUACGCUUCUUCACCUCCCAGGAGCGCCAGAGCAUCAUCAGAUUCUGGCUUCAGAACCUGCGAGCCAAGCAGGGUGAGGCACUGCACAAUGUACGUUUCCUGGAGGACCAGCCAAUCAUCCCUGAGCUGGCGGCCCGUGGGAUCAUCCAGCAAGUGUUCCCGGUCCAUGAGCAACGCAUCCUGAACCGCCUUAUGAAGUCAUGGGUGCAGGCUGUGUGUGAAAACCAGCCCCUAGAUGAGAUCUGCGACUAUUUUGGUGUGAAGAUUGCCAUGUACUUUGCCUGGCUGGGCUUCUAUACGUCGGCGAUGGUAUAUCCAGCUGUCUUUGGCUCUGUCCUGUACACAUUCACAGAAGCCGAUCAGACAAGCCAGGAUGUAUCCUGUGUGGUCUUUGCCCUGUUCAACGUUGUCUGGUCAACACUAUUCUUGGAAGAGUGGAAACGGAGGGGGGCAGAGCUGGCCUACAAGUGGGGGACACUGGAUUCACCAGGGGAAACCGUGGAGGAGCCACGACCCCAGUUCAGGGGUGUGCGACGCAUCAGCCCAGUGACACGGGCCGAGGAGUUCUACUAUCCACCCUGGAAGCGGCUGUUCUUUCAGCUGUUUGUGAGUGUUCCCUUAUGCCUCACCUGCCUGGCCUGCGUGUUCCUGCUCAUGCUCGGCUGUUUCCAGUUGCAGGAUCUGGUGCUGAGUGUGAAGGGGCUGCCCCGCCUUGCCAGGUUCCUGCCCAAGGUCGUGCUGGCCCUGCUGGUCAGCAUAAGUGCAGAGGGCUACAAGAAACUUGCCAUAUGGCUCAAUGACAUGGAGAAUUAUCGGCUGGAGAGCGCCUACGAGAAGCACCUCAUUAUUAAGGUUGUUCUGUUCCAGUUCAUCAAUUCCUACCUGAGCCUCUUCUACAUUGGCUUCUACCUCAAGGACAUGGAGCGCUUGAAAGAGAUGCUGGCCACUUUGCUGAUCACCCGCCAGUUUCUUCAGAAUGUUCGCGAGGUCCUACAGCCACACCUAUACCGGCGGCUGGGCCGAGGCGAGCUCAGCCUGCGGGCCGCUUGGGAGCUGGCCCAGGCCCUCCUUGGCCUGCUCAGCCUUCGGCGCCCUGCACCCUGCCACCUUGAACCCCAGGCCGAAGAGGCUGGUGGCAGUGGUGGCGGAGGGGGCCGCAGGUGUCUCAGCGGGGGCUGCGGGGCACCCGAGGAGGAGGAAGAGGCCACAGUGGAACGGCGGCCCACAGGGGAAGGUGGGGAGGUGAGGAACGGGUUGAGGGGGGCCAAGGAGGAGGAGGAGGACGACGAGGACGAGGAGGAAGAGGAGGAGGACGAGGACGAGGGUGAGGAGGGCGGCCUCCUGGACUGCGGGCUCCGGCUAAAGAAGGUCAGCUUUGCUGAGCGGGGGGUUGGGCGGCAUCAGCCUGGCCCAAGUCCGGAAGCCCUCCUGGAGGAGGGGAGCCCCACGAUGGUGGAGAAGGGGCUGGAGCCGGGCGUGUUCACACUAGCCGAGGAGGAUGAUGAGGUGGAGGGGGCUCCUGGCAGCCCUGAGCGGGAGCCCCCAGCUGUCCUGCUCCGCCGGGCUGGGGGCGAGGGCCAUGACCAGGGGCCAGAUGGGGGCCCAGAGCUGGAGGCUGGCUCAGGCAACUUGGCCCGGAAGCAGCGGCGGCAGAAUCGGUCCUCUUGGAUCGACCCGCCCGAGGAGGAGCACUCACCCCAGCUCACCCAGGCUGAGCUUGAGAGCUGUAUGAAGAAGUAUGAGGACACGUUCCAGGACUACCAGGAGAUGUUCGUGCAGUUUGGCUACGUCGUGCUCUUCUCGUCUGCCUUCCCCCUGGCUGCGCUGUGCGCCCUGGUCAACAACCUCAUUGAGAUCCGCAGUGAUGCCCUCAAGCUGUGCACGGGGCUGCAGCGGCCCUUUGGGCAGCGGGUCGAGAGCAUCGGCCAGUGGCAGAAGGUGAUGGAGGCCAUGGGUGUCCUGGCAAUCAUUGUCAACUGCUAUCUCAUUGGCCAGUGCGGGCAGCUGCAGCGCCUCUUCCCCUGGCUCAGUCCCGAGGCGGCCAUUGUGUCCGUGGUAGUGCUUGAGCACUUCGCUCUGCUUCUCAAGUACCUCAUCCAUGUGGCCAUCCCUGACAUCCCAGGGUGGGUGGCCGAGGAGAUGGCCAAGCUCGAGUACCAGCGCCGGGAGGCCUUCAAGAGACACGAGCGCCAGGCCCAACACCGUUACCAGCAGCAGCAGCGGAGGCGACGGGAGGAGGAGGAGCGCCAGCGCCAUGCAGAGCACCAUGCCCGGCGGGAGCGUGACACCAGCGGCCGUGAGGAGACCCGGGCCGAGGGCUCCGGGUCGGACCCCGCUGCCCCUGAGAAGGCCUCAGCCAAGGCCAAGGGCAGUGGGGUGAGUGGCCACGGUUCUGAGCGGCCCAAGCGCCCAGGGUCCCUGCUGGCGCCCAACAAUGUCAUGAAGCUCAAGCAGAUCAUCCCGCUGCAGGGCAAGUUUUUGUCGUCAGGGGCCACGUCCUCAAUAGCAGGCACUGGGCCCGGCCCCACCACGCGGCCAACCCCUGCUCAGUCACCCACAGGCAGCGAUACCCGCCUGCCCGCCUUCCUCAGCUUCAAGUUCCUCAAGUCACCUGAGACCCGGCGGGAGCCCGAGCGCAGCCACUCGCCACCCAAGGCCUUCCAUGCCAGCAAGCUCUUCCCCUUUGGCAGUGGGGCCCGGGCUGAGGCCGGGGCCAAUGGGGUGGGCGGGCAGGUCCGGCUGGAUGGGACCCCUGGUGGUAGCAGUGGUGGUGGCAGUGGCGGUGGCGGUGGCGGUGGCGGUGGCAGCGGCUGGGCCCAGCGCAGUGGGCCUGCGGACGAGGCUGCGGCUGAGGAGCCAGAUGUCCUCCGGCCAGAAGAAGAAGGCUCAGGGACAGCACUGGCCCCAGUGAGCACCCCAGCCCUUCGCACCCGCAGCAGCCGAAGCCCCGUGCCAUCAACGCCAACGCCUCUGCCCAGGCCCCCAACACCGCCCGCCAGCUGUUGGCAGUGGGAUGGGCCUUGGGGCUGUGGAGGCGAAGGUGCUGCCCCCCGCCAGGCCCCUGCCACCAAUGCAGAGUGCCCGCCAUGUGCCCUGGCUGGGCCCCCGCCAGCCCCCCAGCCCCUGCCAGGUGACACCAGCUUCUACAGCCUUGCGCCUCUGCCUCUGCCACCAUCCUCUGAGCCCCCUGAGUCCCCUUCAGCCUCUCCCAGCCCCAGCCCCCAGGCUGCAUGCUGGCCAAGUGGCUGGCAUUAGCUCUGCCUGGCACCUUGCCUUCCUGUUCUCAUGCAAUAGCAGUCACCAAUGGGUGGCCACUGCCCAGAAAACAUGCUUUGGUCCUCUCAGCUCCCACUAUUGGCCUCCCCCUCCUGGGGUGAGGGCCUGUUCCCCCUAUCUGCCGUUUUCCUUUUGACUAGAAUGGGGAAAAUGAAACCCCCCCAAAACAACAAAACACACAGAACAGGCGAUUAUUUAUUUGUUUUUAAUUUAUUUUGUCAUAUUUUUGUAAAACGGCAGAAAUGCAAUAAAAAGUAUAUUUCAACAGUGCCUGAGGAUGGAGCAAUGGAAACACAGUUCAGGGGCCCCAGUGACUUGAGGCUGACACUGACUCUUGGGGCCUGGUAAGCCUGAGGUGGAUGUUCCUCCUAUUUUGUAACCUUGGUGCCUCCUCCUAAGAACUGGAUCUGGAGGCCACAUGAAAAACUCUGGACUGUACCACCUCUAAGACAGCCCAGAUUUUGGGGUCAACUCCAGGCCCCUGGGAGGAGCUACUGAGCCUGCUGUCUUCAGCCUCCUAAACAAAGGAAGAAAUCUCAAAUGCUGAAAAGACUCAGCUGUUUGGGUGCUAGGUCUGGGUCCUGAGCUGCAACCCUGCAGGGUGACUGGGCCGACACUGUUUCCCUUAUCAGUUGCACUUCCUGGUACACCCACCUCCUAGGCUGCCAUUUCAGGAGCCAGGGGUGGUAGGAAGAAGUUGGGGCAUGAAAAUCGGAAGGCACCUUGCCCCCGAGUUGAAAUGUUGAGGGGAUGGUGCAUUUUG